Messenger RNA from Aspergillus novofumigatus IBT 16806, 718 nucleotides. RefSeq lists its product as uncharacterized. The coding region runs from base 265 to 633 and encodes 122 amino acids. The transcript has a single exon. NCBI's taxonomy places the organism in Eukaryota, Fungi, Ascomycota, Eurotiomycetes, Eurotiales, Aspergillaceae. The record is from RefSeq and is a predicted model, not a curated record.
CUCCUAAGUGUGAUUCUAUAGCUCCCUAGCCUACUAAGCUAGCUAUUACUAUAGUUGUCGCCGUACUCUCCAGACUUCAGCCCAUAUCAAGGAGUCAUUUUCCGAGCUACAGGGAGUUCAGUCACCACAGAACCACUUACUCACUGAUCACCCACGCUUACCCAUGCUCUUGGAUAGCAUCACUCAGCUCGCCUUCACUCACCCUUACUUACCCUGUGGUUUAGUGUCUCUCACCUGUAAAGCAGCAGGCCUUUAAGGGCGCAUAUGACUUCUAGCUCCGUUGAUAAUGCUGGCUUAAGUACAGCUGAGCAGACAGGAAGCCCUGUUUUCCACACUCUAUGGUCAUUCGUGCUAGAGGUAAGUUAUGACUGGUUCAUAUUAUUGAGGGGGAGUCAAGGCAAAAGAUCGCCGAUCAAGCCAUGGACGAAUAAUACUUGGUCUCCCAGAGACGUGAAAGAGAAUCGAUCUCCAUCUCCAUCUGCUAGGUGUAUGGCUUGCUGUAUAAUAUUUGUCCUAUUUACCGGGAAAAAAAGAAAACUGAAAGAUCUCCUCCAUGCGAAAGGAAACAAUGGGAUGGGCGAGGGGAGAAAAAAAAAAAAAAAAAGAAGGAUCACUGCAUCUACACGGGAUUGAACCAUGGACCUUUCCAUUACGAGUGGAACGCUCUACCACUGAGCCAUAGAUGCCAGGACGGGAAUAAAGUUUCGCUUAAGCGGCC